AUGUUUCGAAGCUCGAGAAGAUUCACAACAUAAAGAGACGUCUUCGCAAAACGUUGUUUGUACAACAAAACGCCGCACACAAACGUAUGUACGUAUUACGUACGCAUUCAAGACCAUACAAAAAGUUGGCGAGAACGCGAUCAAAACGGAAUUCAAACGAAAAUAUUUAAAAAUUUAUGGCAUAGUAUUAAACUGUGGCGCAAAUAACAACAAGAGUCAAACAAAUCACAAAAAAUACUUUUGCUAUCAAACCACCAACACUGUGCGUGUCCCAAGUUGAGUGUUAAUUAUCUCUUUCUCUCUCUAUCUUCCGCCAGAGAAGUGAGCUGCAGUGCUUUAGCCAUCAAUUGUGGGUUUGCCCAUAGCGCGAAGUGUUUAACGGAAAUUGAUGCAUUUUAACGAUUAAUUGCACUCGAAUAUUUCAAUUGCAACAAUAACAACAAAAACAUUGAACAACACAAACAACAACACGUUACAAAUCAACACAGCUUGAAAUCAUUAACAUCAUCUGUCAGUUCAUCUGUCAGAUAGAUAGUGGUCGACUAGCCAAGAGAUAAGAAGAGGUGAGAGAUACCCACCUCUGUGGAUUUCAUCGGUCGUAGGAAUUUGUUGUUUUUUUUGUUUUAGUUUUGUAUCGGUUUUCGGUGAUCAGCACGGCAAAGGCGGUGGUGAAAAAAAGAAAGUUUUUUGUUUCGUUCGAUUUUUUUAUAUUGUAUUUUAAACGGCAACAACAAAAACAUCUUUUGUGUUACACAACCCCCACUAUUAUUAAUUGUGUAUGAAUGUGAAUGUGUUUGUUUGUUUCAAAUCUCCCCUUCCUCACAUCCCACCCACCGACAGCAACAACAACAAGAGUCUCCUGUAACUAAAAACGAAACGAAGCAAAAGUAAAUCCCAUAAACGAAAUUAAGUGUGAAAACAACCUACGUUAAUAAAGUUAAAACAACAACAAUUAAAUAGUUCAUCAUCAUCAUCACCACCAUAAUGGCUUUACAAUUCAACGCAGCGAAAGUUUCACUGGCAAUGUGUCUAUUCCUAGCAUUGGCUAGCCAUCAUAGCCAGGCAUCAUCGAUACCCAUUUGGGAAUUUUUGACACGCAAUGAAAAGAUGUCUUAUUUGUAUUCUCACUUUGCCCAAUUGGUGAGUGUUCACUGUAAGACGACAGCAGCGACCUCAAAUGUCCCAGUUAACCAGUGCAAGCAUGAUUUGCUUAACUACGGCUACGAAAAGCUACAAACUUUCACAGAUGCCCAGUUGGAGACAUUGGAUCCAUAUCAAAGAGAUUCCAGUUCUUUGAUUUGGACUUCGAUUAUGCGCGAUCAUCACAGUUCCCAGUUGAUAACAACACGAAAACCCUUGCCCACACCUCCGGCCACAAGCAUCAUUAUUUUGACACAUCAACAGACGAGUACCCAGAGACCCAGCAUUGCGGACAGCACUACAGCGGAGACACAAUAUCCCCAUAAUCCCAUGUUCGAUAGCAGCGAGCACAAGCACCAAUAUGCCAUGGACAUGGACAUUGCCUAUGGUUAUCCUAGCAUGGCUCACAAUCCCCAAAUCGAUGUCUUCGAUGUAGGCAAUUCUCAGAAUACCUUCCUCACCGGUCCCUCUGUGGUGCGUGUCAAACCUGAUGGUUCACCCGUGGAAGAGGACCGAAACAAGCCAUUGGCCAAAGACGAUGAUUUGGAGCAGUAUGCUGCCGUGGCAGCAGCCGGGACAUUUGGCCAACAAGAUGCACCCAAGGUUAAUACGCAUGCAAACGCCAAGCAUCGCAAAAUUGCCACCAUCAAUGCCCUGAAGCAACAGUAUCUGACCAAUUUGGCGAUGCAGCAGCAGGAAUUAUUGCCACCCUAUGAGGAUGGUCGCGGUGGCAAUGGACGAGCCCAGCGUCAGGCCAUGGGCUAUAUCUAUGAGCGUCCUCGCGUUUAAAGGGGAAAUCCAGGAAAUUAAUACAAAACACUAGAUUUGACCAAAACAAAAAAUGGUUGCUUGGAAACCCUGGAGAUUUCUUUGUGUAAUUUUUUUUUUGGUAGAAAUGUCAGAAGUUUUUUCUGUCAUUUCUUUAGCUUUACUUUGUAACUUUAGGUGCAUUUUGGAGUGAAUGGCAAGCACAACUGUGUAUGUGUGUUAGAGUGAAUGUUUUUUUUAUCUGUAUAUGUUUUGUAUGAAUGUGUGUGAUGUAACAUCCAUUACCCCCUUUUUCCUUAAUUUUAAGUACAUUUUUAUUACAAAAACCAACAAAAAAAAACUCAUGGAACGAUUUACCCACAUACUCGUCGUACAUAAAUACUAAUUUUCUUAUUUUUUACUUUGAUUAUUAUUUCGUUUUGUGUUUUCACUUACCUCGAUAACUUCAUACUCGUUUUUCUAUACUCCUGUGUCCAUUUUUUUAUAUACCAACACCUUCCUUUUUUUUAUCAGAAGAAAGAAAAACAAACAUAAUUUUUAAAUUAUUUAUUGAGUGCUUU
This is a messenger RNA of Stomoxys calcitrans (stable fly), 2468 nucleotides long. It is a transcript of the gene Reg-5, whose product is annotated as rhythmically expressed gene 5 protein. The transcript has 3 exons. Bases 985 to 1929 code for a protein of 314 amino acids. NCBI's taxonomy places the organism in Eukaryota, Metazoa, Arthropoda, Insecta, Diptera, Muscidae. The record is from RefSeq and is a predicted model, not a curated record.